This is a messenger RNA of Lonchura striata (white-rumped munia), 2074 nucleotides long. RefSeq names its product potassium inwardly rectifying channel subfamily J member 6 (gene KCNJ6). NCBI's taxonomy places the organism in Eukaryota, Metazoa, Chordata, Aves, Passeriformes, Estrildidae. The record is from RefSeq and is a predicted model, not a curated record. Gene Ontology annotation, cellular component: plasma membrane. Gene Ontology annotation, molecular function: G-protein activated inward rectifier potassium channel activity. Gene Ontology annotation, biological process: potassium ion import across plasma membrane; regulation of monoatomic ion transmembrane transport.
CGCGGCUGGCGGGAGGUGGGCGAGCGGGCGUGGGGAAUGGAGACGCCCGACAGCAUCCUCGGGGCCGUGUGACAGCGAGCGGCGCUCAGACGCGCGCACCGAGCCGCAGCCGGAGCCCCGCAGCCGGCGCAGCGCCGGGCACAGCCGCCCUGCCCCGUCCCGUCCCGCGGGGAGCCGGCAUGGAGUGACAGCAGCCGCCAGGAGAAGCCCCAAAGAGAAACAGAGAUGGCCAAAUUGACAGAGUCGAUGACCAACGUCCUGGAAGAAGACUCAAUGGAGCAGGACAUCGAGAGCCCUGUCACAAUCCACCAACCAAAGUUGCCCAAACAAGCAAGAGAGGAUCUGCCAAAAAACAUCAGCAAAGAAUGUGCCAAGAGGAAAAUCCAGAGGUACGUUCGGAAAGAUGGGAAAUGCAACGUCCACCACGGGAAUGUCAGAGAGACUUACCGGUACUUGACUGACAUCUUCACCACCCUGGUGGAUCUCAAGUGGAGGUUCAACCUGCUGAUCUUUGUCAUGGUUUACACGGUGACCUGGCUCUUCUUCGGCAUGAUCUGGUGGCUCAUUGCCUACAUGCGAGGGGACAUGGAUCACAUAGGGGACAGCACGUGGACCCCCUGCGUCAGCAACCUCAAUGGGUUUGUCUCAGCCUUUUUAUUCUCAAUCGAGACCGAAACCACCAUUGGGUACGGUUACCGGGUCAUCACGGACAAGUGUCCCGAGGGAAUUAUCCUGCUUUUAGUGCAGUCUGUCCUAGGUUCUAUCGUCAACGCCUUCAUGGUUGGCUGCAUGUUUGUGAAAAUAUCCCAACCCAAGAAGAGGGCAGAAACCUUGGUUUUUUCUACAAACGCAGUCAUUUCCAUGCGGGAUGGAAAGCUGUGUCUGAUGUUCCGAGUAGGAGACCUUAGGAAUUCACACAUUGUAGAGGCAUCAAUACGAGCCAAGUUGAUCAAAUCCAAACAGACAAAGGAGGGGGAAUUUAUACCACUCAACCAGACAGAUAUCAACGUAGGUUAUUACACAGGGGAUGAUCGUCUCUUUUUGGUUUCACCACUGAUCAUCAGCCAUGAGAUUAACCAGCAGAGUCCUUUCUGGGAGAUUUCCAAAGCCCAGUUGCCCAAAGAGGAGCUAGAAAUUGUUGUAAUCCUAGAAGGAAUGGUGGAGGCAACAGGGAUGACCUGCCAGGCUCGCAGCUCCUACAUCACCAGUGAGAUCCUCUGGGGCUAUCGCUUCACGCCCGUCCUCACGCUGGAGGACGGCUUUUACGAGGUUGACUACAACAGUUUUCACGAAACCUAUGAGACCAACACCCCCGUUUACAGUGCCAAAGAGCUGGCAGAGAUGGCCAGCCGAGCAGAACUGCCCCUGACCUGGUCUGUUUCCAGCAAGCUGGACCAACACGCCGAGCUGGAAACGGAGGAGGAGGAAAAGAACCAAGAAGACCAAAACGAAAGAAACGGAGACGUGGCCAACUUGGAGAAUGAGUCCAAAGUGUAGAACCAGAGGAGAAAUAAAGGCCACGCCACAUCCUUUAUCUCCUCCCUCUCUGCUCCCUGUUUCUUUCUGCGACACGCCUUUAAUUUUUUUCUCUUCCUGCUAUUGGUAACUCACGGAAAAUAAACGCUUUAGAUGAGAAUUCCCAACUUCAACCCAAGAGAUUCCCAGACUAAGCCAAGGCGUGGGUUCAAGCUGCAACACCCAUCAGGGAUGGUGGAAUCUCCCCCUGGCAGUGACUGAUGGCCCCUCUCCACUGCAGACCUCCAGGUUUAUCCACAUCAACAACACAAAAACCAGUCCCUGAACGCAAAGGAAAUGUAUUCAAGGGAUUUUAAAAGAAAAACUAAUUAAUGCCCAUCAAAGCAAUGGGUCUUGACUGAGUGUUUAUGUAUUUCAGGACAGUUUCACAGACUGGGUGACAGUGGAAUGGGCCUUGCAGCUUUAAGAGGAAGGUGAGCAGAGGGAUCUGCAACCCCACACGACCCUGUACAUAUGCCUUAUGUAACUAUUUCUCUCUACAUUUAGUAAUAAACGCCGCAUGUACAAAAGUACUGUAGUAAAGAACUUCUAAAUAAUG